CCCAGAUAUCCGAGGCUCGGCAACGAGCACUAUUGACGAGCAAGCCCCAGGAAGUCACCACUCACUAUCUUGUGCAAAGCGAUACGAGGUCGUGAGCGGCGGACCUCCAAGCUGGAAAAUCUAGAUCGGCACCAGGUUAUGCGGAAAGAACGAAGACCGCGGUCGCCAUGACGCAGACGGAUCCUGAAGAGCUUGACAUCGUCCGUUGUCAGAAUAUUGAACACGUGUUAGAGAUGCUGUUCAUGUCACAAACGCCAAGAUUGUUGUGUUGUCCGAUGGGACGGCGUGACACGGCGCGGAGAACAAACAAACCAACUCUCUCUGAACAUUGCUUGGUGUGAUGGUGACGGUUGACUGGUGAAAGGAAAGAAAACGAAACAGGGCGGGGCUAAGGAUGAUCACUGCAGUGUAAUAAACACCUAGCCUCGGAAUCUUGGAAC
Dissoconium aciculare CBS 342.82 is the source of this 440-nucleotide messenger RNA. RefSeq lists its product as uncharacterized. The transcript has a single exon. NCBI's taxonomy places the organism in Eukaryota, Fungi, Ascomycota, Dothideomycetes, Mycosphaerellales, Dissoconiaceae. Bases 168 to 341 code for a protein of 57 amino acids. The record is from RefSeq and is a predicted model, not a curated record.